AUGCCCCCUCUUGGACAAUGCUGCGCCACUGGCUCCCUGCACACGGGCACGCCCACGGGCACAGUCGAGAAGGUGCACGGAUUGGAUUGCUAUGUCGCUGAAGCUCCUGGCGGUCAACCGAAGGGCGUGGUGGUCAUCAUCCCCGAUGCGUUUGGGUGGGAGUUGCCCAACAAUCGCAUCCUCGCCGACUGCUAUGCCAAAGAAGGGAAUGUGAAAGUGUAUCUUCCCGAGUUCCAAGGCGGAUGGGCUCCGCCGAUGGACGUGAUGAUAUCAUUCAAAGCCCUCUCCGCCACCGGCUUCUGGAACCAGCUCUACAAAAUCGGGCAUCUGGCCUACUGCAUCCGCUACCUCGCGCCCUUCCUCAUCGCCAACCGCGCCGCCGUCUCGGAGCCCCGAGUCUUCGGCUUCCUCAAAGCGCUCAAAAGCAACGAGGCCAAAGACCUGUCCAUCGCCACAGCCGGUUUCUGCUGGGGCGGGCCGUUCGUGACGAGGCUUUGUUGGAACGGGGCAGAGAACAAGACGGACGAGGGGAAGCAGGUCACUGUUUGCGGCUUUGUGGCGCACCCGUCUAAUCUCACGUACCCGGGGGAUAUUGAGAAGGUGGUGCUGCCGUAUGCUGUUGCGGCGUCGGAGCAUGAUCAGAUGAUGAGCCCCGCGCAGGCGAAGCAGACGGAGGAGAUUUUGAAGAAGAAGACGGAGGAGUCGAAGGGGAAGGGGGUUGAGCAUGAGUUUGUCAUGUACCAUGGUGCUCAUCAUGGGUUUGCGGUGCGAGCAGACGAAGAUGACAAGGAGGAGGCGGAGCGUGGGAAGCGGGCGGAGGCGCAGGCUGUGGCGUGGUUCAAUCGGUGGUUCUCCAACAAGUCGUUGAAUGUGUAG
Neohortaea acidophila is the source of this 876-nucleotide messenger RNA. RefSeq names its product Alpha/Beta hydrolase protein. The record is from RefSeq and is a predicted model, not a curated record. The transcript is spliced from 4 exons. The coding region runs from base 1 to 876 and encodes 291 amino acids. Gene Ontology annotation, molecular function: hydrolase activity. Lineage: Eukaryota; Fungi; Ascomycota; Dothideomycetes; Mycosphaerellales; Teratosphaeriaceae.